Messenger RNA from Neofelis nebulosa (Clouded leopard), 4390 nucleotides. It is a transcript of the gene MAP4K5, whose product is annotated as mitogen-activated protein kinase kinase kinase kinase 5. NCBI's taxonomy places the organism in Eukaryota, Metazoa, Chordata, Mammalia, Carnivora, Felidae. The record is from RefSeq and is a predicted model, not a curated record. Gene Ontology annotation, biological process: protein phosphorylation. Gene Ontology annotation, molecular function: MAP kinase kinase kinase kinase activity; ATP binding. The coding region runs from base 246 to 2840 and encodes 864 amino acids. The transcript is spliced from 32 exons.
CGGCGGCGGCGGCGGCGGCGGUACGCGCCUCCGCCGCCUGCGAGAGGACGUGCGGUGCGGCGGGAGGCGGCGGCGCAAGACCUGGAGCGGCAGGCGGACGCCGGGAAGCAGGACGCGGACGCCGGCGAGGAAGCGGAGCUGCGGGCAGAGGCUCCAUGUUGGGAAGCGGCGCCGCUCGUUCUCGUUAGCGGGAAUCGAUCCGGGCGCCGCGGGCAGAACCGGCGGGGCGCGGGCCCUGAGCGAAGAUGGAGGCCCCGCUGCGGCCUGUCGCGGACAUCCUGAGGCGGAACCCGCAGCAGGACUACGAGCUCGUUCAGAGGGUCGGCAGCGGCACCUACGGAGACGUCUAUAAGGCUAGAAAUAUUCAUACAGGAGAGUUGGCUGCAGUAAAAAUUAUCAAAUUGGAGCCUGGAGAUGAUUUUUCUUUGAUUCAACAAGAAAUAUUUAUGGUUAAAGAAUGUAAACAUUGCAACAUUGUUGCCUACUUUGGGAGCUAUCUCAGUCGAGAAAAACUGUGGAUUUGUAUGGAAUACUGUGGUGGCGGAUCACUUCAAGAUAUUUACCAUGUUACUGGGCCAUUAUCAGAACUGCAGAUAGCCUAUGUAUGCAGAGAAACUUUACAGGGUCUUGCCUAUUUGCAUACUAAAGGCAAAAUGCAUAGAGAUAUCAAAGGUGCAAAUAUUUUAUUGACAGAUCAUGGUGAUGUAAAAUUAGCUGACUUUGGUGUGGCUGCAAAAAUAACAGCUACCAUUGCAAAGAGAAAAUCUUUCAUUGGCACCCCUUACUGGAUGGCCCCAGAAGUUGCAGCAGUAGAAAAGAAUGGCGGCUACAACCAACUCUGUGAUAUCUGGGCAGUAGGAAUAACAGCAAUUGAACUUGGAGAGCUUCAACCACCUAUGUUUGAUCUCCAUCCAAUGAGGGCCCUCUUCUUAAUGUCAAAAAGUAAUUUUCAGCCUCCAAAACUAAAGGACAAAACAAAAUGGUCAUCAACAUUCCAUAAUUUUGUCAAAAUAGCACUAACCAAAAACCCCAAAAAAAGACCAACUGCUGAAAGACUUCUGACUCAUACAUUUGUAGGGCAGCCAGGUCUCUCUAGGGCCCUCGCAGUUGAACUGCUAGACAAAGUGAAUAAUCCAGACAACCAUGCACACUACACUGAAGGAGAUGAUGAUGACUUUGAGCCCCAUGCAAUCAUUCGUCAUACCAUUAGAUCUACAAACAGGAAUGCCAGAGCUGAACGGACAGCUUCAGAAAUAAAUUUUGACAAAUUACAGUUCGAACCUCCUCUGAGAAAAGAAACAGAAGCACGGGAUGAAAUGGGAGUGUCAUCAGACCCAAACUUUGUAUUACAAUGGAAUCCUUUUGUUGAUGGUGCAAAUACUGGCAAAUCAACCUCAAAACGUGCAAUACCACCUCCCCUACCUCCUAAGCCAAGGAUAAACAGCUACCCUGAAGACAACCUCCUAGAUGAAGAAAAAUCAUCAACUGUAAAACGUUGCCCUGAUUCAGAGAACAGAGCUCCCCAGUUUCUCAGAAGACAGAGUAGCCCAAGUUGUGGUCCUGUAGCUGAGACUUCCUCUAUUGGUAUGGCUAGCAGUGUCAGCAGUCCUGGAGUGCAUACAGCUAGAUACUGUGAUCUGGGAGAUGGUGAUGGUAUUUCAAAACUAAUUAGUGAAAAUACAGAAGGAUCAGCACAAGCACCCCAGUUACCACGGAAAAAGGACAAGCGAGAUUUCCCGAAACCAGCCAUCAAUGGCCUUCCACCCACUCCAAAAGUGCUGAUGGGAGCAUGUUUUUCCAAAGUUUUUGAUGGCUGCCCUUUGAAAAUUAAUUGUGCAACAUCUUGGAUACAUCCUGAUACAAAAGAUCAGUACAUUAUUUUUGGAACUGAAGAUGGUAUUUACACAUUGAAUCUCAAUGAGCUACAUGAGGCAACGAUGGAACAGUUAUUUCCACGGAAAUGUACUUGGCUCUAUGUUAUCAAUAAUACUUUAAUGUCAUUAUCAGGAAAAACCUUUCAACUCUACUCUCAUAAUCUUAUAGCUUUGUUUGAACAAGCCAAAAAACCAGGAUUAGCUGCCCAUAUUCAAACUCAUAGGUUUCCAGACCGCAUACUACCAAGAAAGUUUGCUUUAACAACAAAGAUUCCUGAUACAAAAGGCUGCCACAAAUGUUGCAUAGUCAGAAACCCUUACACAGGACAUAAAUACCUCUGUGGAGCUUUACAGUCUGGAAUUGUUUUACUCCAGUGGUAUGAGCCUAUGCAGAAGUUCAUGUUGAUAAAGCACUUUGAUUUUCCUUUGCCAAGUCCUUUGAAUGUUUUUGAAAUGCUGGUAAUACCAGAACAGGAAUACCCUAUGGUCUGUGUAGCUAUUAGCAAGGGCACCGAGUCAAAUCAGGUCGUUCAGUUUGAGACAAUCAAUUUGAACUCUGCAUCUUCAUGGUUUACAGAAAUUGGCGCAGGCAGUCAACAGCUGGAUUCCAUUCAUGUAACACAGUUGGAGAGAGAUACCGUUUUAGUGUGUUUAGAUAAAUUUGUAAAAAUAGUAAAUCUACAAGGAAAACUAAAAUCAAGUAAGAAACUGGCCUCUGAGCUAAGUUUUGAUUUUCGCAUUGAAUCUGUAGUAUGCCUUCAAGAUAGUGUGUUGGCUUUCUGGAAACAUGGAAUGCAGGGUAAAAGCUUCAAGUCAGAUGAGGUUACCCAGGAAAUUUCAGACGAAACAAGAGUUUUCCGCUUAUUGGGAUCAGACAGGGUUGUCGUUUUGGAAAGUAGGCCAACAGAAAAUCCUACUGCACACAGCAAUCUGUACAUCUUGGCUGGACAUGAGAAUAGUUACUAAACACCAAAACUAUCUCCAGUGACAGGAAAAUGAGUAUACUCCAUUGAAAGCAAAACUCUCUUAAGUUCAGUACAAACUACACUAGGAUUUACUUUAGCUCUUAAUGGGUUCUAUCUCAAGUGAUCCGUACUUUAAGGUGGAAUUCAAUAUUUCUGUAGCUGGAAACAGCGAUUCUAUCUUGCCACUGUGUGGUGGUUAUAUCAAGUUUGCUUAAUAAAAGCUAUGAGACAAAUAGUCCUCUAGUUCCAGGAAACACAGUCUUUUUAAAAAAAAAUAAUGUUUGUAACAAGGGUGCCAUGAUAUUUUUAGAUAACAGCUCACGUGAUUAUCUUCAGAAAGAUAAAUGUAGUGACAGUUUUCUUGUUUUAUACCAUGUUUGAUUCCUUCUUAAUGAACAUAAUUUGAUAAAGAAAUUAUCAAAGAAGCCUUUCACUUUUACAUUGGCCAUUCUGUAUGUUUUUGUAAAAUAGAAUAUUUAAUCCUUAUUUAUUAAUCUCUUGCUGGAGUGGUGUAAUGUAUGUAACUUAGCAGAGGAGGGUUUCAGAGCAGCUUAAUUUUUUUUAUAAUGUAUAAAAAUUUUGUUUACCUUCCAAGAGUAGUACUUUGAGGGGUUAAAGGCAGAGUGUUUGGGUUCAGUACAUACAUGCAGUUUUACUUAAUACAAGUAUUUUAUAAUACAGUAUCAUCCAGAAUCGCCUUAAAAGGGAGUUUUGUGUUUUCAAUUAUAGAUAGUUGCAGGGGGUCAUACAGAAGAUACUGAUAAUGGCUGAAGUAUUGUUAAAGGGGUAUGUAUGUCUAGAUGUGACUACCAUGUGUAUGUAUUCUCGACAAGCAGUAUAAUAUACCUGUGAUUUUUUUUUACAUUAGGGAUAAUGCAUAAUAAAUUAAUAUUCAUAUAUAUUAUCAUCCCGAAUGUAAGGGGGGAUGUAUUUAACUGCCCAUGAUAUGUAUUUUACUUAUACUGUACCACAGGGGAGACUGUAAAGCAGCUACAUGUGUAAUCUUGGGUUUUUUCACAUAUGUAGGUAUUCAUUUUGAGUAGGUUUAAGAAAAAAAAUAUUUAAAUGAAAUUGAAUUCCUGAUGGGAUAGUAUAAAUAAGUAUUAUAAAAACCAGUAUUCUGAAAAUAAGAAAGGAUAGGGCCAUUUUUGAGUUUGCUUCUCUUUUGCUAUUGUUAGUACUCAGAGUUGAAGUGUCACGUUGGUACCUGUUGUCCUAACACAUUUACUGAGAACAGCUAGCAUUGAGAUCAUGAACAAGAGGCUAGCAAUAGCAAACUAUAGAUUACUUCAGCAGUUACUUGAGAAGAAAACAGUAGAACGAUCUCAUUCAGUCUUUACCAGCUCUGUAAAAUAGGGAGUGUUAUCAUCUCCAUUUUCCAGAUGAGGAAAUAAGCGUUUAGCAAAGUUAAGAGACUUACCCAGUUCACACAGCAAGUUGGUGGUUGAGCCAGACCGUGAGUCUUGUGACUCUGUUCUUUUCACUAUGCAAUACGCAAACAAUAAAAUGUUAUGCAAAUAAAAUAUAAAGUAAAUUUUCUUUUAAAAUGCA